This is a messenger RNA of Vicia faba (fava bean), 606 nucleotides long. The record is from the annotation of a GenBank genome assembly. Lineage: Eukaryota; Viridiplantae; Streptophyta; Magnoliopsida; Fabales; Fabaceae.
AUGAGCAACGAAUACGAUUACCUGUUUAAGCUUCUUAUUAUCGGUGACUCCUCCGUUGGAAAAUCUUGCUUGCUUCUCAGAUUCGCCGAUGACUCUUAUGUCGACAGUUACAUUAGCACCAUUGGCGUCGAUUUUAAAAUCCGAACUGUUGAACUUGAAGGCAAAACUGUUAAACUGCAAAUUUGGGAUACGGCUGGACAAGAGCGAUUCAGGACUAUAACUAGCAGUUAUUAUAGAGGAGCACAUGGAAUCAUUAUUGUUUAUGAUGUCACUGAUAUCGACAGUUUCAACAAUGUCAAGCAGUGGUUGCAUGAAAUUCAUAGAUAUGCCAAUGACACUGUAUGCAAGCUUCUUGUCGGGAACAAAUGUGAUCUAACCGAAAAUAAGCUUGUUCACACUGACACUGCCAAGGCUUUUGCAGAUGAGCUUGGUAUCCCUUUCCUUGAGACAAGUGCUAAAGACUCGAUCAAUGUGGAGCAGGCUUUCUUAACUAUGGCAGCGGAGAUUAAGAAGAAGAUGGGAAGCCAACCAAGUGGUAGUAAGUCAGCAGAAUCUGUUCAGAUGAAGGGGCAACCAAUCCCACAGAAUAGCAACUGUUGUGGUUAG